AUGGUUUCUCCAUCCCUUACCCUCCUUUCCCAAGCCGGCGUGGACAGCAGAGCCGGCCGCCUAGUUCACCCUCGCCCUGCUCGCCACCUCUCCGCCCGAGGGAGGAUGAAGAUGCUUUGCUGGAGGAUGGCACUGUGGCUGGCCGGGUGGACUGUCUGCGGGAAGCCUUCUUCCUGCUCUGGCCUUGAUUAUGACUACACUUACGAUUUCACUGAAGAGGAUAAAGCCGAGGCGAUAGAUUAUAAGGAUCCUUGCAAAGCCGCUGUCUUUUGGGGAGAUAUUGCCUUAGAUGAUGAAGACUUAAAAAUCUUUCAAAUUGACAGGACGAUUGACCUUACGCAGCACUCCAACGAAAGACUUGGCCAUAAUACAGGUGGCUUUGGAGAGCAUGGAAUGUCAAAAAAACGCAGUGCCCUGUAUCAGCUUAUAGAAAGGAUAAGAAGAUUUGGCUCUGGUUUUGAGCAAAAUAAUACAUUUAAAGGAAGAACUACUGUAAAAUUCUCAGGGAAAAAUGAGAAAAACAGAUUUCCCAGAGCUGCUACAUCACGAACAGAAAGAAUAUGGCCAGGUGGUGUCAUUCCGUAUGUAAUAGGUGGAAAUUUCACUGGCACGCAGCGCGCCAUGUUCAAGCAGGCCAUGCGGCACUGGGAGAAGUACACCUGCGUCACCUUCAUCGAGCGCAGCGACGAGGAGAGCUACAUCGUCUUCACCUACAGACCCUGUGGGUGCUGUUCUUAUGUGGGUCGAAGGGGAAAUGGUCCUCAGGCUAUAUCUAUUGGCAAGAAUUGUGAUAAAUUUGGCAUAGUUGUCCAUGAGUUGGGUCACGUGAUAGGUUUUUGGCAUGAACAUACACGACCAGACCGUGAUGACCAUGUCACCAUCAUUAGAGAAAACAUCCAACCCGGUCAGGAAUAUAACUUUUUGAAGAUGGAGCCUGGAGAGGUGAACUCCCUGGGGGAACCAUAUGACUUUGACAGCAUUAUGCACUAUGCCAGGAACACCUUCUCAAGGGGCAUGUUUCUGGAUACCAUUCUCCCUUCCCGUGAUGACAAUGGUAUACGACCUGCCAUUGGCCAGCGUACCCGUCUAAGUAAAGGAGAUAUUGCACAGGCAAGAAAGCUGUAUAGAUGUCCAGCCUGUGGAGAAACACUGCAGGAAUCUACAGGCAACUUUUCUUCUCCUGGAUUUCCAAAUGGUUAUCCUUCCUACACACACUGCAUAUGGCGAAUCUCUGUGACCCCGGGAGAGAAGAUCGUUUUAAACUUUACCACCAUGGACCUUUACAAGAGCAGCCUCUGUUGGUACGACUAUAUUGAAGUAAGAGAUGGCUACUGGAGAAAAUCCUCUCUGCUUGGCAGGUUUUGUGGUGACAAACUGCCAGAAGUGCUCACAUCCAACGACAGCAGGAUGUGGAUUGAGUUCCGCAGCAGCAGCAACUGGGUUGGGAAGGGUUUUGCAGCAGUUUAUGAAGCUAUUUGUGGAGGUGAAAUCCACAAAAAUGAAGGCCAGAUCCAGUCUCCCAAUUAUCCUGAUGACUACAGACCAAUGAAGGAAUGUGUAUGGAAAAUAACAGUGUCAGAAAACUACAAUGUAGGAUUAACCUUUCAAGCUUUUGAGAUUGAAAGACAUGACAACUGUGCGUAUGACUACUUGGAAAUCCGAGAUGGAGCAAAUGAGAACAGUCCUUUAAUUGGUCACUUUUGUGGCUAUGACAAGCCAGAAGACAUUAGAUCUACCUCUAAUACCCUGUGGAUGAAGUUUGUCUCCGAUGGAACUGUUAACAAAGCAGGGUUUGCAGCUAACUUUUUUAAAGAGGAAGAUGAAUGUGCCAAACCUGACAAUGGUGGCUGUGAGCAGCGCUGUGUAAAUACCCUGGGCAGUUACCAGUGCGCCUGCGAUCCUGGCUAUGAACUUGGUCCUGACAAAAAGAGUUGUGAAGCUGCUUGUGGAGGACUCCUGACAAAGCUAAAUGGGACUAUAACCACACCAGGGUGGCCAAAAGAGUAUCCUCCAAACAAAAACUGUGUGUGGCAGGUGGUUGCCCCAACACAAUACCGAAUUUCAAUGAAGUUUGAGUUUUUUGAAUUAGAAGGGAAUGAAGUUUGCAAGUACGAUUACGUGGAGAUUCGCAGUGGCCUUUCUUCUGAUUCCAAGCUCCACGGCAAAUUCUGCGGUACAGAAGUGCCUGAGGUUAUCACCUCUCAGUACAACAACAUGCGCAUUGAGUUUCACUCUGACAACACUGUCUCAAAAAAAGGCUUCAAGGCACACUUCUUCUCAGACAAGGAUGAGUGUUCGAAGGACAACGGUGGCUGCCAGCACGAGUGCAUCAACACAGUAGGAAGCUACGUCUGCCAGUGCCGGAAUGGAUUUGUGCUACACGAAAACAAACAUGACUGCAAGGAAGCUGAAUGUGAACAGAAGAUCCACAGUCCCAGUGGCAUCAUCACGAGUCCCAACUGGCCUGACAAGUAUCCCAGCAGGAAGGAGUGCACUUGGGAAAUCAGUGCCACUCCUGGGCAGAGGGUCAAACUGACAUUCAAUGAAUUUGAAAUAGAACAACAUCAAGAAUGUGCUUAUGACCACUUGGAAGUGUUUGAUGGUGAAAGUGAAAAAUCGCCAAUCCUGGGACGCUUAUGUGGCAAUAAAAUACCAGAUCCUCUCAUUGCUACUGGAAACAGAAUGUUCCUGCGCUUUAUUUCUGAUGCUUCAGUUCAAAGAAAAGGCUUCCAAGCAACUCACUCUACAGAGUGUGGUGGUCGUUUGAAAGCUGAACUCAAGCCCAAGGACCUGUACUCACAUGCUCAGUUUGGUGAUAAUAACUACCCGGUUCAGGCAGACUGUGACUGGCUGCUGGUGGCCGAGCGCGGUGCUCGCGUCGAGUUAAUGUUCCAGACUUUUGAGGUUGAGGAAGAGGCAGACUGUGGCUAUGAUUACGUGGAGCUUUUUGAUGGUCAUGAUAAGACAGCAGUGAGACUUGGUCGAUUUUGUGGAUCUGGGCCACCAGAAGAAAUUUAUUCAGCAGGAGAAUCUCUUUUACUUCACUUUCACACUGAUGAUACAAUCAACAAGAAAGGAUUUCAUAUACGAUACAGAAGUAUAAAAUAUCCAGAUAGCGUGCACACCAAAAAAUAACACAAGAACCUCUAUACCAGAAAAGAAGAGUGAGAAAGAAUGCACAGUGAAAAGGAAGGCAUGUCAUUUUUUUUUUAACUGUUAGCACAAAUGUUUAAUUGAAGUUCAGUUGAAAUGCUGACUUAUAAUACCAGAGACUGAAAUGAAAUAAAAUAAAAGAAGAAAAUCACCUACCCCAGUGAAAUAGUCAAGACAACGAUGUGCAGGCUCCAUACUUGACUGUCUCUGCAGAGCUUGUGAAAGGACUUUGCAUGCAGGGAGAAUAUAAAAGCUUUUGUUCAUGGUCCAGUAUUUGCUAGAAGCGCAUGUGGAUUCAAUCAGUUUCAUUCAGGGGACGUGACCCUCUAGACCAUUCUUCCUUCUGACAAUUGUAUGGUGUCUAGAAGGAAAAGAAGCUCUUUUAGGUCACACACUCAAAAUACUGUCCUUCUACCUAGUCGCUUUGACUUUGAAUCCUGCGUACGGCUUGUACAAGGACUUGAAAGAAGAUAUGAAAUGGGAAGGCCUUCCUGCAUUGUUCUGUAUUUUUUACAAAUUCACCUGUCAUAUCAGGUUAUUAGUGUUUUGAAACUGGAAAAUCCUACUUCUGAAACUUAACUGAUCUAUAGAGUAUUUUGUUUUACUAAAGACUGAGAAGUCUGAACUGUUACAUUGAUCAUCACUGGUGACCAAUCACUAGCUGACUAAAUUUUAAUAGUGUAAGCAUCUGAAAAUGUUUGGUUUACUGGUUAAGUAAGCUAUCUCUGAUGAUGUGCUCUUAUUUUGCACUGAAUAUAGAAAGAGACUGAAAUGAAAACCUGUCCUGUAUCAAAAUCUGUAUCCAUGAGAAAGAGAAAUGGUCAAGGAUCAUCUGAAACUCCUCCUACUGAAUUUGUUUUCAGCAGUACAUUUGAAAUAACUGCUAAGCUUUAUUUCUUUGGACCUUUUUGUGAAUGAGCUAUUUGCCUGAUUCAGUUACUCAGAAAUGAAGCUGCAGUAGUGUCCAAAAGACAUGUUUCCCAAAGAGGUUUUUGUUAGUUUUUUUCCUAAGAGUAAGACUAUCCAUGAUGGUGAAGCAAAACGAAACAACAGACCCAGGAUCUUUUUGAUAUCAAGUGUGAAUUCCUAUGGUGCUAUUCCAUGAACAUUAAAAAAAAAACAAACCAAGAAGUUUUAGACUUUUGAGCCAACAGUUUGCAGAUCACGAAUGUCUCACUAUACCUGGCUGCAUCUGGAGAAGGAAGGCUUUACUGCUCCGAUGGAAAGUGGGUUGCAAUGGCAGUGCUAUUCCUGUGGAACAACUACUAUUAUUGCCUUAGAAUCCUCACACACAGUCAGACAGAUCUUCCUGUAGAUACACUCCUAAUUUGAUAAAUAACUUGACAACCUGAGCAUCUUAACAUACACUAACAAAAGGAUCUUCAAGCAAAAGCCCCAUCUGUGGAGAGAGAUCAUCUGCUGUAAAUACAGAGACCUGCUUUUGAUGUAGAGAUAUGUUACAUUUAGAACUGAGAUAUUCUAUGUGCUUUAGGCCAUACAUGGCUCUAGUCAUAAUGUAUAUGCAUUUUGUAAGUAUUGUAUGAAUGAGUGCUCCAGGAGAGUGAGAGGUAUUGUAUGGGUGAAUAUGGAAUUGUUUCUUUAUGUGCCAAGUUCUAUCAGGACCCUGUUUGACUGUAGCAACUUUUCUUUAAAGGCUUCAUAGACAGAUAACAAGGACUUCUAGUUUGCAAGAAUCAAGUUUAAAUGAGGUAUUAUGUUUCACUUAAAAGAAAUUUUAUUUUGAUAUCCUUUGAUGUAAGUUGCUACUCAAAUUAGCUUAGUUUUUGUUUCCUUCUAUGAACAUACAUUGGCACUAAUAAAUCUGACCUUUUUUAUAAAAAUAAAAAAUUAA
Molecule: messenger RNA, 5005 nt
Organism: Vidua macroura (Pin-tailed whydah)
Lineage: Eukaryota; Metazoa; Chordata; Aves; Passeriformes; Viduidae
Gene: TLL1
Product: tolloid like 1
Exons: 21
Coding region: 1-3135 (1044 amino acids)
Biological process (GO): proteolysis
Molecular function (GO): metalloendopeptidase activity; calcium ion binding; zinc ion binding
Source: RefSeq, a predicted model, not a curated record